Rhineura floridana is the source of this 2127-nucleotide messenger RNA. RefSeq names its product cortistatin (gene CORT). Gene Ontology annotation, biological process: regulation of cell migration. Gene Ontology annotation, cellular component: extracellular region. Lineage: Eukaryota; Metazoa; Chordata; Lepidosauria; Squamata; Rhineuridae. Gene Ontology annotation, molecular function: hormone activity. The record is from RefSeq and is a predicted model, not a curated record. The coding region runs from base 120 to 461 and encodes 113 amino acids. The transcript has 2 exons.
GGUGUUUGAAUAAAAACAUACUAAGUUGGAAAGUGCAUCUCCCCUUCUCACCCCCUUAAAAAAAAAGAGUACAAAAUAUAGCUUGCAAGCAGGUGUAGCUCUUGGCAGAACUGAACCAGAUGGCAUUCCUUGUGUGUCCCCUGCGCUGCCUGUUUUUACUGGUAGUCAUCUCCGAGCCCAUGGCAGCAGCUGCAGCUGCUGCUUCGCUUCCUGUUCCAGAAGGUCUUGUGUGGAAAGAUGGCAAGUAUUUUCAGGCACCAACAGAUAUAAAAAAGAGCGAGCUGCUUGCUUUCCUUUCUGGGCUGGCCAGCUGGGCAUCUCGCGCAGAUGAGACACCACUAACAAGGCAGGAGAAAGUUGUGCUCAGCCCUCGGGAAGAGAGAGCGCCUUUGCCUCAGCCCCCAGCCUGGGAAAAGGCACCCUGUAAGAACUUCUUCUGGAAGACUUUCUCCUCCUGCUAACUAAAUAGGGGGGAGGGGGAAACACUUCCUGGAAUGUUCCCAGAGCACCAGUGGACUUGAGAUGAGUAUUAUCGAUGACUUCUCUCCUUGGGGAGAAAGCUCUGUUGUGUAAUUAAGAUUUCUCCUUCCUUUUUGUUGAUAUUAGAUGUGUGCAUAGAGAGCCAAAUCUAUAUAUGCUUAAAUCUCGACUCGUGUACAGAAGUGAUUGUAGGGCCUUUAGCUGGUGUUCUGCAUCUCUUGUUCAGGUUGUUCAUACCGCAUGCAAGAUGUAUAUUUGCCAGAAAAUAACUUUUAUACAUUUUCAACAAAUUCAGAGCGCUGGGUUCUGUGUUUGUGCAGUGCCACUAGCAUCAAAAGGGAGAUGUGUGCUCCUUGCUCUCUGUUACUUUGUGUUAUGAAUGUGUUUGGGCUGCCUAUGGCAUUGGAGAGCUGGAGAGAGGAAUGUGUUCCCCAUUUGAUUUCCAGCUUGCAUAUAUACAUCUAGAGAAACUUUGCUGUCAAUUACCUUGGGCUUCUGCUUAUUGUAAUAGGAAGUGGGGAAAAACUUGUAGAUCAACCCAUAUAAGAACUGCCCUAUAACCAAGACUAUGUGUGUGUGUGUGUGUGUUUUAAAUCAGAAUUAUUCUGUUCAUUACAUUUUUAUGCUACCCUUCUUCUCAGCUUACAUUGGUGGUUUCCAGCCUUUUUAGUAUGGCGAUCCACAAGUCCAGAUUUACUUGGUAUGGUAUGGUGAUUUAUUGUCACAUGAAUUUUUGAUCUUAGGUCUUCUCUGCCAGAGAGCGGAUCCCAAGUGGUAAAAUAUAAGACUCAAGCCUUUCCAAUGUUUAGUUACAAGUGUCAACACGGUAUUAUAAUAUGCCAACAAAAGAAAAAGUUUUAUAGCCUUGGUUUCUCUUUGGAUGCUACUUAGCAUUGCAGGUAAGAUGGCAACAGAAACCUCUUCCAGGUAUGUCUGGAACUUUGUGUUUAUUUAAAAUUAGAGCAUGGAAACCAAAUCCUUAAAUGUUUUUUUAUACAGUUGUAGGAAACAAUAAUGAUGGCUGCUCAUUGGUGGAUUGAAAUGUUCUCUGCCAAGCUACAUAACCUUGAAUGAAUUGACAGCGUUUGUAAGAGAGAGGGGAAUGAGCAAAAACACAUACAAAUUGGGGAAGGUUUCAGCUGUUCUUUACAGACUCUUGCCAACAAGCUAAGGAGUGUUGUCCCAACUUGUCUUCUCUGCUGUUUGCCAGUGCUGAGCUUGUCUCCCAGUACAAAUAGUCUUUAGAUUCUGAAAUAAAAAUGUUGCGUGCAUACAUAACCUUUGUGCUGUAUUCUAUACAGGGAAAGCAUGGAGAUAUGAUUACAUGUGCAUCCUUUCUUAACAACAUUUAAUUUAGUGCCUCCCUGAGCUGACUUGGCUCAAAUGGUGUGGGCCAAGUUUACAAACAUUUUUUUGUGUGUGAAUUGGAUGGGAAGUGAUACCAGCUACCCUUUAUCUCCAUCCACUCUCUCAACCUCAUGUAUAAUAAUGUUCUCUCCCUCUCUGCCCGUUAUGUGCCCUUUUUUUGUAAACAUAAAAGCCCCAAAUGUUGUGACCUUUCCUCAUAGGUGAAUUGCUCCAGCUUUCUGAUAAUUUUGUUUGCUCUUUUCUGUAUCUUUUCCAGCUAUUACAACCUUUUUUUAAAAA